Rhizoctonia solani is the source of this 2991-nucleotide messenger RNA. RefSeq names its product Formin-like protein 3. Gene Ontology annotation, molecular function: calcium ion binding. Gene Ontology annotation, cellular component: membrane. The coding region runs from base 1 to 2991 and encodes 996 amino acids. Lineage: Eukaryota; Fungi; Basidiomycota; Agaricomycetes; Cantharellales; Ceratobasidiaceae. The record is from RefSeq and is a predicted model, not a curated record. The transcript has 8 exons.
AUGUCGCUCAACAACUCGCCCCAUGCGUCUACACACGCAUCGUCGCUCUCUCCCCCACCACAAUACAUAACCGAUCGACAUACACCAGAGAGCCAGUUACCGUCAUCGGCCUCGUUUGACGCGCCAUUUUACCCCCCACAUUCGGAGCCGCUGCACGGACCUCCUCGCAGAGCAACGGUUCCAGGAUAUCCGGGAAAUAACUACGGAUAUCGAGAUCCUGGAUUCCAAAUGCCAGACGCAUCGGGGCUCGUUGCAGCAUUCGAAGAGCCAGUACCCAACGGUGUGUUGCCAUAUCCUUCGGCCGUUCGCGACAGCCCAUAUCCCAUCAACGGCGCCCUACCAUCCAUGCCUUCCCACCAGAAUGACAUGUAUCUGAACACAGCUACAACAGGCUUUAAUCCAUCCCAUCUCUCAACAGACUAUCCAGAUGUUGGCCCCGUGCAAACCGAUUAUUUCGAUCACCCCACGUUUGUAAACCAGCAACCGCCAAAUCCGGCUGUGGAAAGAAACUUGAUUGAGAAUAUCGUUCAGAAGGCGUUAUCUGCCCAACAGGCAUAUGAUCGCGGCGAGCCGUUCGCGGCCAAGGAGCGUUUAGCAGAGAUCACGAGGGCUCUUCGAGAUCUGGGCCUGAGCAAGGGCGUACUCGGUCUCGAUAGUAACCUUCCCCCACUCAUCGAUGACUCACCUAUGCAGCCUGGAGCCACGAAUGCAGUGUCGUUGAGUCCACCAUUGAGCAUCGGAGCUGGAUCUAGUCCGCUCAUGUAUGUUGGCAGUGUGGGAGGUGUUGAAGUCGGGAUCUCACCCUCAGCCGGCGGAGCCAAGCGCGCAGCCGAGCUAGACGAAGGCCCCAAAAAAGCACUCAAGCUCACUCCUCCGCGAGAGAUGGAGAACGUGAUCAAUUCGAGCCCUGGACAGUCACCGCCUCUGGGCGGAUUAACAAACAUCAAUGGUAUGCCAAUGAACGGUUUUGCCCCGAUGGCUACCGCCCCGGGCGGACUUAAUCGACCGAUUCCUUCAGGCCUUACGGGUACACACCCGCCCCCUUUGAUGCAUGCGCACACAUUCCCCGGAGUGUUGCACGCCCCGCACGUAUCAUCGCCGCUCGCAGGGAUACCAUACGAAAACGGCAUGGGCGCUGCCUCUGUCCCCACGCUGCCCCCACCCGAGUCUGCUACACCUGCGUUCCCGAGCGAACCAAACUCAACCCCGCCGUUGCCAGUCGAUCCUUACAGCUCACAUAUAUUGUCUCAGCCUCCCUUGCAGGGCCAUCACACAGGGUACCACGUCUCCCGACCGCCGAGUCCGCAUUCGAUGCACUCGGACGAAUCUGACGAUGACUCGGACGAAGGACACCGCCAUGUGAAACAAGAACAUGGAGUUACUGGAAGCAACGUGUCGCUGGGUCGGAACACUAUUGCCCCGCGUCAAACGCCGCCGAGGCCUCGUGGUAGUUUGGGCGGUGGUCGCCCGGGAGAUGUCACUCCUGAGUCCGAGGUUGACCGUGUGUUCUUCAAGUUUUUAAAUAGGAUAUGCUCCAACUUGGAGGCUACGGACAGCAAGGGCGAAGCCAUUCAUCAAACAUUGAUGGCUAAAAAGAUGGCCCGCCUUGACGAGUUACCUGACUUUAGGCCAUUCAAGUUCCGCAUACAGGCGUUCACAAACGGGUUCUUGGAAGAGUUGGCCAACGAAGGUUACCCGGACGAAGUGAUUCCCAUGAAGAAGAUAAAAUCGUACCUCUGGAACCAGCCAUACAUCUCCCGUUUCAACGAAGAUGGCAAAAAGGCCAAAUCAAAAGGGAACCACAUCUGGAACAUUGAUGCUCGAAAACUCGACAAUGGAGGGUCUAUUCAAUGGACUUUCCGCGAGUUUAGACGAAAGAUCGCGGGGACCCCGCCCGGUAUCGCUUAUCAUGGGCAUCUCUGGCAAUGGACACCUCACGUCUGGGACCCCCAGUUGUCUCGCGCCAGCAUCACCGCAUCAUUUUCUUCUCCUUCGUUGCCAGCCUGGCUUUCUUGGAACGAUAACAUUCUCAGCGGAAUCCCUGGCCCUGAUGCAGUCAAUACCGAUAUCACUGUCCACGCCAAGGUACUGAAUGACCCAGAUGACCAGGCUUUGUCGCAUACAUUCCAUUUGACUAUCGCGCCCAGUGCUGUGGACCCUGCAUUUGUCAAGUCUCGUAGGCCAUCUUUGGCGCAUGAUAUACGGAGGAAUGUGAGCGACAGUGCCGUUACCAGAGACGGUAUGCGAACCCGCGCGGGAUCCACGUCAUCGAACCCAUCGGACAAUCAUCAGGUGAUGCAGGUGCUAGCGAGUGCCGUCAGCCGAGUAACGCACGCCGCGCAUGCUGCCCAAGUAGACAAUGUAGUCGACCGAGCGGCAGCCUUGGCGAAACAGCAGCAAGUGCUUGGUGUGACCGCUCAGGCUGUUGCUGACGAGGUCCGGGCGGGUCCUCAUCCGGAUUCUCAGGGUACCGCAAGCGUCCUGGUCGCAGCUGCUCACUCGGUCGUCGUCGGUGCUGCCCAACUUGUUGCUACCGAUCGUGUCGCGCAGGCUACCCGCAGUGCAGUAGACCCGAGCGUAAUGGUCCCUACCCCAGCCCCUAUAUCUGUUACUGAUGUAUCGUUCGCGACCGAAAAGGCGGUGGCACAUGCGGUGGCGCUCAAUGGUCCGAUGGCUACCGAAGUGGAGGUCAUGAUGACCGCCAAUGCACUCAUCCAGCAACAGCAGAUUGCAUCAACCAAUGAGGCCAUUGAAGCUUCUCAGGUCACAUCUCACUUGCUAGGUGGUUCGCCUCCCGGGUCCGUAAGCCCCCAAAUGGGCCAGAUCGGAGACCAUCGAUCACGUUCGAUGAGCUCUCUGAACAACCAGGUCGGAGUAAUGCCCAUGAACGUUGGGAUGGUCUCUGGACUUGGGCCAGGCUUGGACGGCAUGUCGGUGAUUCCCCCGCCGCCAAUGCAUGGUAUGCCCGGUCUGGUCUCCAAUGGCAUGUAG